Messenger RNA from Lagenorhynchus albirostris (white-beaked dolphin), 4568 nucleotides. It is a transcript of the gene LARP4, whose product is annotated as La ribonucleoprotein 4. The record is from RefSeq and is a predicted model, not a curated record. Gene Ontology annotation, molecular function: mRNA 3'-UTR binding. Lineage: Eukaryota; Metazoa; Chordata; Mammalia; Artiodactyla; Delphinidae. Gene Ontology annotation, cellular component: cytosol; cytoplasmic stress granule. The transcript has 18 exons. The coding region runs from base 465 to 2471 and encodes 668 amino acids. Gene Ontology annotation, biological process: positive regulation of translation.
AGCCGGGUCCGCUGCCGGGUGGAGGGGCCAGGCGAGUGUUCUUAUCCUAGCUAUUGGGGCUCCGGCCUGUAAGCCAGUUGGAGUCGCGUCGGCGAGAACGAUUGGGCCGAGCGGAGAAAGUCAUGUUGCUCUUCGUGGAGCAUUUGUAGGGUUAAGUGGCAUGGGAUUUCUGUUUCUGAUAGUAAAUAGGCUUUCAGGAUCCCAGUUUCCCGACCAGGGAUUGAACCCCUACCCCCUGCAGUGGAAGCGUGGAGACCCAAUCACUGGAGCGCCAAGGAAUUACAUACCUAGAGCAGGUAACAUCUAAAGGAACUGGCUUAAAUCCUAAUGCCAAAGUAUGGCAAGAAAUACCUCCAGGAAAUACUGAUGCCACUCCAGUAACGCAUGGAACUGAAAGCUCUUGGCAUGAAACAGCAGCCACAUCAGGGUCUCAUCCUGAGGGUAAUAGAGAACUUGCAGAUGAUAUGUGUAAGGAAUAUGAAGUAAUGUAUUCAUCUUGUGAAACCACAAGAACUACUACAGGCAUUGAGGAAUCAACUGAUGGAAUGAUUUUGGGACCAGAAGAUCUGAGUUACCAAAUAUAUGAUGUUUCUGGAGAAAGCAACUCAGCAAUUUCUACAGAAGAACUAAAAGAGUGUUUGAAGAAACAAUUAGAAUUCUGUUUCUCACGAGAAAAUUUGUCAAAGGAUCUUUACCUGAUAUCUCAAAUGGACAGUGAUCAGUUCAUCCCAAUUUGGACAGUUGCCAACAUGGAAGAAAUAAAAAAGCUGACCACAGACCCUGACCUAAUUCUUGAAGUGUUGAGAUCUUCUCCCAUGGUGCAAGUUGAUGAGAAGGGCGAGAAAGUGAGACCAAGUCAUAAGCGUUGUAUUGUAAUUCUUAGAGAGAUUCCGGAAACAACACCAGUAGAGGAAGUAAAAGCUUUGUUUAAAAAUGAAAACUGCCCCAAGGUGAUAAGCUGUGAAUUUGCACACAAUAGCAACUGGUAUAUCACUUUCCAGUCAGACACAGAUGCACAGCAGGCUUUUAAAUACUUAAGAGAAGAAGUUAAGACAUUUCAGGGCAAGCCAAUCAUGGCAAGGAUAAAAGCCAUCAAUACGUUUUUUGCUAAGAAUGGUUAUCGAUUAAUGGAUUCUAGUAUGUAUAGUCCGCCCAUUCAAACUCAAGCACAGUAUGCCUCACCGGUCUUUAUGCAGCCUGUAUAUAAUCCUCACCAACAGUACUCUGUUUAUAGUAUUGUGCCUCAGUCUUGGUCUCCAAAUCCCACACCUUACUUUGAAACACCACUGGCUCCUUUUCCCAAUGGUAGUUUUGUGAAUGGCUUUAAUUCACCAGGAUCUUAUAAAACAAAUGCUGCUGCUGCUGCUGCUGCUGCUGCUGCUGCUGUGAAUAUGGGUCGACCAUUCCAAAAAAAUCGUGUGAAGCCUCAUUUUAGGUCAAGUGGUUCAGAACACUCAACAGAGGGCUCUGUGUCAUUGGGGGAUGGACCAUUGAACAGAUCUGGUUCAAGGAACUUUCCAACUGAACGACAUAACCCUACAGUAACAGGGCACCAGGAGCAAAGCUACCUUCCAAAAGAGACUCCCACUUUGCAGAUGGAACAGAAUGGGGACUAUGGUAGGGGCAGGAGAACUCUCUUCAGAGGUCGAAGACGUCGGGAAGAUGAAAGGAUCCCAAGACCCCAUCCUUCAACAGCUGAAGCAAAGGCUCCAACACCAAAGUUUGACUUAUUAGCCUCAAACUUUCCUCCUUUACCUGGAAGUUCAUCAAGAACGCCAGGUGAACUUGUUUUGGAGAGUAGGUUGUCUGAUGUUGUUAAAGGUGUCUGCAAAGAAAAGGAUAAGGAAGAGUUGAGAGUUAGUUGCCCAGUGACUGCAGAGGAUGAACAGACAGACUGCACCUCUGCCCAGCAACUCAAUAUGAGCACCAGUCCUCCAUGUACAGCUGAGCUUUCUGCAUUAAGCACAACUCAGCAAGAAAAGGAUCUAAUAGAGGAUUCAACUGUUCAAAAAGAUGUUCCCAACCAGACAACUAUACCAGUUUCUUCCCCGAGUACUGCAAAGCCAUCGAGAACAAAUACUGCUUCACCAUGUAAUAGUAACAUAAAUGCAGCUGUAGCUGUGGCCCUACAGGAACCUCGGAAGCUAAGUUAUGCUGAAGUGUGCCAGAGGCCCCCUAAAGAGCCAUCUCCAGUUCUUGUGCAGCCCCUGCGAGAACUUCGCUCCAAUGCAGUAUCUCCCACCAAAAAUGAAGAGAAUGGAGCUCCUGAGAAGUCCUUCGAGAAACAACAUGAGAAGCCAGAAGCAAGGGCUAGUAAGGAUUACUCUGGCUUCCGAGGCAAUGCCAUUCCCAGGGGAGCAGCUGGAAAAAUCAGGGAACAGAGACGCCAGUUUGGCCAUAGGGCUAUACCUCAGGGAGUGACUCGACGUAAUGGCAAAGAGCAAUACGUGCCACCCAGAUCACCAAAGUAAACAAAAACAAAAAAACUGUUCAGAAACUUCUCUCUCUUCCCAUUAAACUUGAGCCUGGCUAUAUUGAACUGUUUUGGAGGGGAGGGCGUGGCCAGGAAGGAAACCAGAGAAAGUACAUCCUUAAAUCAUUAUGGAUUUUGGAGUUGUGAGCUAUAGAAUCCCAAAAUUCAUCUCUAAAGCGAUUUUAAAAUGCUGGAGGAUUCCAAUCAGUAUAAAUAUAUAUAUAUAUAUGUAUACAUAUAUAAAAAUAUAAUUUUUCUAUUUUUGUUUUUGAUUUUAAUUUGCAGAGAUCUUCUGCCUGGAAUCAAUUUUGAGGGUUCAGAUUUAGCUUGGGAGAAAAACACAUUAUACAUCCUUCAGUAUAGGAGAUGAGGGAGUGAGAGAAAAUAUUUUUUGAAGAAACAUUUCUGUAAAAUUAGAAAUUACUUUUUUUAAUCUAUUUAAAGUUUGGCUUGGAGAAUGCCAUUUCUGCCUAUAUGGCCUUGUGUUGCAAAACAGAUCAGUGGCUGGGGGUGACUGUUGUGGUGUGAAUGUGUGCAAGUAUGAUUGAAGCCAAAUCUGUUGUCAUGUUAGUAAAUGAUUUGAAAACUGAAUGUAAUACUUGAGUAGAUUUUUUUUUUUCCAGUUUGAAAUUUAGUCUGUCUUUUUGACCUUACUAAUAUUUCAUUCAACAAGCUGUUAAACUCUGAUUGUACUUGGGGAUGUGACUACCAAUCAGUUUGAUACUCAAGGAAAGAAUGGGGGUUAUUUGAAAAAUUAAAAUUUUGUGUUAUAUCUGAGGGGGUGGGUCAAAUGGAGCUCAGAGGUUUAAGCUGCCCAGUGAUUUUUCUUCCCCCCCCAAAAUAGGAAACGAUUUCUUUUUUUUUGUUACUUUCUUCAUUACUCUGUUCUUUGAUUAUCCACCCCCAAAAGCAAAAUAACCAAUCACCUACAGAAUUGUAUGUUUCUAGCUGCCUCGCUCAGUCUAGUCAAAUCAUAUAACUGUUCUAAAUUUCUGACUUGAACAUUAAAGUAUUUUACUCUUCUGGUCAUGUAUUUAGAACUUUAGAUCCCAGAAUGAUAGGGCAGACCGACCCUACAGUAAUUUAUUUGUGUUAGUGUUAAAGAUGAAACAUUGUAGCUGACUCUUAAAGUGUUAAAUAGUAUAGAUGUAAAAAGAAAUUUCUUUUUAAAGGUUUAAUUUGGGGACAACCUUUUCUGUUUACAAUGUAUUUAUCACCUUCCUUCUUUCCCUUUCUCAAAAAAAAAAAAAAAGCAGUUUGGAAUUCACAGAAACAGAACCAGCAAGUCACAAAAUUUUUGAGUUGAGGUUAGAAAGAUAGUUAAAAUUAACAUAUAAUUUCUCAGUGAAUAAAGUUGUAGCUCUCACAUUAAAUAGGCAAGUUUACAUGCUGGUGUUUAGAAAAUGGCUAAAAAAUUAAAAACCAUGUUGCAUUAAUCUGUUUUAAGUCAUACCAUUUUCAGAGUUCUAUGUAAGGUGGGGUUUUGUUUUCUUUUUAGGGAUAGUUUGUGAUAGUAAUAACUGUCCCUUAUGUUAGUGAAUUACAUAUGUACAAAUUGAAACUGUAAAUUGUGAACACUGGAAAGCACCAUUGUGACAUAGAGUAAACAUCUUAGUAAUAUAUUAAAAUGAAUGUAAAUGAGGGUUAAAAUUACAUUACUGUGAAACUCAUCUUCCAACUCUAAGUUAAGCUUUGGAGAUUUGUAUUAGUAGGUAACUGUUCAGAGCUUUGAAAACACCGCACAUUUCUGUACAAGCCAGAAUUAUCAUUUCUUUGUAACUUAUUAUUCAGCUUGGCAAUUGCUUUUGAUUUGGUGGAUUGAUAACAUGAUAUAUUUAAGCAGUUUGAAACUAUUCAUUUCUACACACUAUUUUCUACUAAAUGAAACAUACCAUAAAACUACCUGUGCUGAAAUUUGGGGGAAGUUUAGGUCCUUUAAAAAAAAAAAGUAUUAAUAAUCACUGACUACAUCUAUGAUAAAAGUGCUUAUUUUGGUUUACUUAGAUAAUGCUGCAGCUGGUGGAAAUGAUAAACGUUUAAAGUGUUAACACUCUGUGAAUGUAUUGGAUUUAAGAGAAUAAACAUUUUACAAAAA